AUGAAUUCAUUGGUGCUUGUAACGAUCUUUGACUUUCUCGUGCUCGAGGAUCAAUUAUCGUUCCGAUUGGUAAACAAGUCCUUGUCGGAGGAAUUGAAUAUUUCUUCUUCUCAUGGAAGCAGUAAAAGUGGUAUGGAGAAGGAUAAGGGAAAUCAAGUCAAGAAUUUGAUUCAAUUGAUGAUGCGAUUGAAAAGUCAACAUGAUGAAUACCUUCAAACAAUGACAGUUCAAGCACAACAAGAUUCAUCCAAGAGAUUGGCCCUCUAUUUUCAUGGAGCAAUUACAAAAGUGAACGCUACGAUACGAAAUUAUUUGAUUACUCAUGCAAAUGAAGAGAAUGGUACAAUGUUGGAAAAUCCAUUGAGUCAAUAUUUUCAAAAUACUAACGAUUCGAGCUACAAAAGUAUUGUGAACAAUGAAGAAUAUGUUGAACUAUUUCAGUAUGGAGUGGUGCACUACUAUCGUUGGAUUGAAGGAGUUAACUCUAGAUCUCAAGGAGGAAGAUGUGUCAUUAAAAUUCAGAAAAAGAACAGUGCAGAUCAUGUGAUAAUCACUCAACAUCAUUGCUUAGGUCCCAAUACACGUACAGAAACUUAUGAUCAAUUUUAUCGAAUGGAAUGCCAAUUCGGCAAAGACGAGACUAACAUCGUAAUCAUUGAUUUCUUGUUUGACUAUGAUACACACACUGAUGAUUUGGACGGAGAAGGUGUUGGUUUCAUUUUGAAAGACGUACUCGAAAGAAUUUUAGAAGAAACUGAGCUACCAAAUGAUUGGAAUUGGAAGAGCUUGACUAAAUUCUUGAUGAAAUGUUCUGGAUCAUACAAGAUGAAAAUCACUGAACCAACCUUCCCUUAUCCGUAUUCUAAUACCUUAGAAAGACUGCGUGACAAAAAGAAUACCAUUACCGACCAAGUUCGUCCAAUUCCAAACGAAAGUGCCGAACAAUUGGAUGGUGUCGAAUUCAUGGAUGCCCUUGUAAAUGAGUAUUUUUCAAGUUGUCGACAAACUAGCCCCUCCCGAACCAUGUAUGACCUUUGCAAAUUGAGAGAACGAACUUGCCGUCUGUAUGCCAAGCAUAAUUAUACUCUGUUGCCAUUAAAUCGGGUAGAGAAUGGCCUGAAAAAUAUGAUUUCACACAUUGAAAGCAAGUUAGUAAGAUAUGGCUCUGGUUGUUCCAUAGAUGUUUCAUUUGUAGAAUAUGUGGCUGAAUAUUAUUUAAGUUCUGAAGCGUAUUUCAAAUUGCCUGGAAAUGAGAAUCUUGUCUUGAUUUCUUUGAAAAUGCAUCGUGAAUACUUGUACGGAUUUGAUGAGAAUUCAGAGCUCUCUUUUUUCGUUGGAGACAAGAUGGUUGAAGACUAUGGCCAGUUGUAUGAACUGUUUUUUACAAUUAACAAAACAAAUGAUCAUUUCAAUGAUGAUGAGGAUUGUAUUAAGACAACCAUUAUUGGCAAUGAAGAUUCUGACAAGAACAAUGGUUCAGGGGGAUUUCAGGUUAAAUUAUUGAUCGAGGGUUUAAGUAUUGUAUUAGCCAAGCAACAUGGUGUCGUAUUUUCAGAAGUGCAACAAGAUACAGCAAGUUUGGAUCAUUAUUUGGUGUAUUGGGGGAACUCUUUAAAGCCAUUCGAGGUCAAUUGA
Naegleria fowleri is the source of this 1635-nucleotide messenger RNA. RefSeq lists its product as uncharacterized. The record is from RefSeq and is a predicted model, not a curated record. NCBI's taxonomy places the organism in Eukaryota, Heterolobosea, Eutetramitea, Acrasida, Naegleriidae. The coding region runs from base 1 to 1635 and encodes 544 amino acids. The transcript has a single exon.